Messenger RNA from Alternaria viburni, 492 nucleotides. RefSeq lists its product as uncharacterized. Bases 1 to 492 code for a protein of 163 amino acids. Lineage: Eukaryota; Fungi; Ascomycota; Dothideomycetes; Pleosporales; Pleosporaceae. The record is from RefSeq and is a predicted model, not a curated record. The transcript has a single exon.
AUGACGACUCAAGCCCGCAACCUCUUCCACCACCUACCUCCGCCAGCGGAAUGCCUCGCGCUCUUCAUCGCAACCCUCGAGAUCGUCCCUUUCGGAAUAAUAGGUCUACGAAACCCAUCCUUCUUCGCUGAUGGCUACGGUCUGCCCAUCUCGGCCGAGUCCGACACAUCACCCGCAACUGCGAAACGAUCCAGCAAUACCGAAAGCACCUACGACGAGGAUCAGAAGACCAAGAAAGCCCUGGUUGCAGCGAUAGCAGCGCGCAACGUUCAGAACGGUGUUCUCUUAGCUGUCUUCGGUCUGGUACUGCGAGACAGGAGGAGCUUGGGAGUUGCGGUUAUGGCGGGCUUAGUCGCAACCGUCGCGGACACGGUGAUUGUCAGCGCGUAUGGAGCGAAGGACAAGAUCGCGGGUCACUACGUUGGCAUCUUCAACAGCUUGGCGAUUGGGGGGAGUUUGCUAUACUGGGGAAGGAACGACCCGCUGUGGUGA